Molecule: messenger RNA, 1307 nt
Organism: Indicator indicator
Lineage: Eukaryota; Metazoa; Chordata; Aves; Piciformes; Indicatoridae
Gene: RPF1
Product: ribosome production factor 1 homolog
Exons: 9
Coding region: 1-984 (327 amino acids)
Biological process (GO): maturation of 5.8S rRNA; maturation of LSU-rRNA
Cellular component (GO): nucleolus; preribosome, large subunit precursor
Molecular function (GO): rRNA primary transcript binding
Source: RefSeq, a predicted model, not a curated record
AUGGCGGGUGACGGCAGCGAUCGGCGGGGCUCUGCGGCGGAGGAUGGGGGGCAGCCGGCCCAGGAACGGGUUCUCUUUCCACCGACUUUCAGCGUUUCCGAGAUCAAAAACAAGCAACGGCGGCACUUCAUGUUCCUUCGCUGGAAGCAGCAGCAGAGGAAGGAGAAACUCGCCGCCAAGAAGAAGCGAAGAAAGGAGCGAGAAGCCCUUGGGGACAAAGCACCUCCAAAACCCGUACCAAAGACGAUUGAAAAUCAGAGAGUGUAUGAUGAAACUACUGUAGAUCCCAAUGAUGAUGAGGUUGCUUUUGAUGAAGCAACUGAUGAAUUUGCACCAUACUUCAACAGGCAGACAGUUCCCAAGAUUCUCAUUACAACAUCAGACAGACCUCGUGGGAGAACAGUAAGAUUCUGUGAACAACUGUCUACUGUUAUACCUAACUCACAUGUCUACUAUCGAAGGGGACUGGCUUUGAAAAGGAUUAUUCCACAGUGUAUUGCAAGGGACUUCACAGAUUUAAUCGUCAUUAAUGAAGAUCGCAAAAUACCAAAUGGUCUUGUAUUAAGUCAUCUGCCUGAUGGUCCAACAGCUCAUUUUAGAAUGAGUAGUGUCCGUUUGCGUAAAGAAAUAAAGCGAAAAGGGAAGGAGCCCACAGAACAUGCACCUGAAGUAAUCCUGAAUAAUUUUACAACGCGACUUGGCCAUUCUGUUGGUCGCAUGUUUGCUUCUCUCUUCCCACAUGAUCCUCAGUUCAUUGGAAGACAAGUAGCUACCUUUCACAACCAGCGAGACUACAUCUUUUUCAGAUUCCACAGAUAUAUCUUCAAGAGUGAAAAGAAAGUGGGAAUUCAAGAACUUGGGCCACGUUUUACAUUAAAGCUGAGGUCUCUUCAAAAAGGAACUUUUGAUUCCAAAUUUGGAGAAUAUGAAUGGAUUCAUAAGCGCCGAGAAAUGGACACAAGUAGAAGAAAAUUCCACUUAUGAGGGGUAGUUAUCUGCCAAUUGCUGCCAUCCGGAAAUGCAACUGCUUUGAACUGUGGAUUAUCUCAGCCUCCCAACUAAUGAUAAUACUGAACAGUAUCUGGCAGCAGAAAGACAAAUGCAAACAUGAAAACUUUAUACAGGAGCACAUGAAGUAGGAUGUGUAUUUCUUGCUGUUUGUAGCUAAAUGUGACACAACAAGAACCAUGACUCUUUUUUCCAAUUUAGCAGGAAAAACAAUGGCAAUGUCAGAGCCACCUAUAAUUUAGCUAUUGCUGAAGACCUGCAUGACUGCUGUUGUGCUGUAGAGAUAAGUAUUUGCAACA